Molecule: messenger RNA, 2963 nt
Organism: Pundamilia nyererei
Lineage: Eukaryota; Metazoa; Chordata; Actinopteri; Cichliformes; Cichlidae
Gene: snx7
Product: sorting nexin 7
Exons: 9
Coding region: 293-1549 (418 amino acids)
Biological process (GO): protein transport; reticulophagy; piecemeal microautophagy of the nucleus
Cellular component (GO): phagophore assembly site; early endosome
Molecular function (GO): phosphatidylinositol binding
Source: RefSeq, a predicted model, not a curated record
CACGUUUCUGGCUAAAUCAUGCUCAUGGCCUUUCUUUAUGAGGCAACACAUGUACACUCAGCCUUUUGGCCAAAAAACAUGAACAAUCUACAGCCAACACUCAACUUUACUGCGAACAACAAAGACGCACAACGAGAACUCGGCUUCCGGGCCAAAGUCAAACGUGACCGGUCGCAGCUUUUACUUUGAAAUCCAUUAGAGGAAGUGGCAUCCUCGGCGGGCCUCUGAGUGCGGCUGCUGCGCGGAGUUGAGGUGGAAGUUUGUGUUUAGUUAGUCUCCGGAGCUGAGAGCGAUGAGCGGGCACACGGUCCCUGCAGACUUCUCAGAACACAUGCUGGACCUGGACGAGGACGAGGACCUGGAGGUUUUCACCAAGAAUACUUCCCUGCCAGAUGGAAGCCCCUUGCCCAACUCUCCCAGCUCCAUGGUCAACCAGUACAGACUGGAGGACGAUGAUGAGGGCAAAGAGGAUGCCAACACUAAGGACAUCUUUGUCACCGUCGACCACCCAGAGAGCCAAGUGACGGCGAUCGAGACGUUCAUCUUGUACAGAGUGGUGACCAGGACCACUCGGAGUGACUUUGACUCCAGUGAGUACGAGGUACGACGACGCUACCAGGAUUUUGUGUGGCUCCGUAGCAAACUAGAAGAAAAGCACCCCACACUAAUCGUCCACCCCCUCCCAGAGAAGUUUGUUAUGAAAGGCAUGGUGGAGCGCUUCAACGACGACUUCAUUGAGACGAGGAGGAGAGCUCUGCACCGCUUCCUCAACAAGAUAUCCGAGCAUCCCAUCCUGUCCUACAGCCAGCACUUCCAAGUCUUCCUCACUGCACAGGAUCUGGCACCUCACAGGAAACAGGGACCGGGCUUCUUGAGCAGGAUGGGGGAGACGGUGAGAGCAGUGGCCAACUCAGUCCGAGGCCUCAGAAGCCGGCCUGAGGAGUUCGCUGUGAUGCAGGAGUACGUGGACGACUUCAGUAACAAGAUGUGCUGCAUGGACAAAGUCAGCCAGAGGAUCGUCAAGGAACAAAGAGAGUAUGUGGACGACUUGAAGCAGUACAGCCCCACCUACGCCCGGUGGGGGGAGUUGGAGGAGGAGCUGACGGAGCCGUUGAAGGGCGUGGCCAGCUGUGUGGUGCAGUGCAGCAAGGAAGCAGAAGAGCACAUCCAGCAUCUGUCGGAGGUCCUGGUCCCUGCCCUGCACGAGUAUGUCCUCUGCGCUGAAACGCUCAAGGCUGUGAUGAGACGGAGAGACAACAUCCAGGCAGAGUUUGAGGCCAAGAACGAGGCUCUGCUGACCAGGAAAGCGGAGCAGGAAGCACUUCAGGAGGAGGUGGAUGUCCUGGCAGAUCGGAUGGAGCAGGCCAACAACAGCCUGAAGGGAGACUGGGUCCGCUGGCAGCACAGCAUGAAGACUGACCUCAGAUCAGCCUUCAUCUCUGCUGCAGAGAAGAACGUGGAGUACUACGAGAAGUGUCUGGCGGUGUGGGAGUCGUUCCUGGUGUCACAGAGAGCAGAGGCCAGCGGAGGCCAGGAAGACGUUGCUUAAAAUGUGGAGUUCAAAGGUCGACGCCGCCCCCAACCCCCACAUGACACACACCGCUCUCUCCAGCAAAACCUUCAGAUGUACGAAUGUACCACUGCCCACUGCUUUCUGUCUCUGCUCCUCUGACAGCAAACUGCUGAAUCCCAGUCUGACCAUUCCAACAUUACUAAAACCAGCACUGUAAUCCACACACAUGCACCAACCGUGUGAUUGGCACAGGUUCUCUGUGUCGUUGUUGUGCUGCACGUUCCCUACAGUGGCGGCCACAGCUAGCAGCUGGCUCCUGUGUCAGGUGACAAGGAUGCCCUCAGGUGUCCUUCGGUAACUCGUGGAUUUGGCAGCAGGAGGCGUUUUCACACAAAGCAGGGACGAUCAGGUAGAGCCUCAGAACAUCCUGCUCAGUGAUUUUGCCACAACAACAAAGUUGAAGUUUAAUUUGUAAUAAAUGGUACAUUGAUACUGAUUUCUACUUUAAUAUUUAAAGUUUAUAAUGAAAUUCUGAUGUUUAUUAGUCUUUAGUGAUGCAGUAGUUUUAGUAAGUUCUGAAUUGUAUAGAAGUGAUGGUAGACAACAACAGACACACGGCUCAUGAUGGUGACGAUGAGCCUGUGGCAGUCGUAUUUGCUACAUCAGCCCGACGUUGUUGUGCAGAUUCACCAAAGAGUCGUGUUUCCUCACAGCUGCUGCUGUCUGCACGUGUGCAGCAGCGUGUUUAAGCCAGACGGGCAUCUCGUACUGAAGCGACCAAAGGAUCUGUGAGCUGAAACGUAAUCAGUCAGUAAUUGAAAAGCAAAGCUGUUUUCAGGCUCCGUCUUUACUCACCUGCUUCUGUCCUGUUACUAUCAAUCAUUAAGAUGAGGAAAUGAUGGGUUUGCAGGAAACAUCCAUACAUAGCACUACAGUUUUACAGCCCUGUGUUAAAAUAAUAAUAAUGAUAAAGCGUCAGUCUUUUGGAGAUUAUAAACGUGAUGGUCUGAGUCAUGUGUCCAUGCUAAUGGUAACAAUAGUGAACCAGAGACAUAAAAGCACAGCUGCGAUGAACUCGUCAGUGACCGUCUACUUUUAUCAAGACGAGCUACUGAAAGUUGAAAAUCUGACUCCUUAUUGCCAACUUCGACUGCAGGUGGGGAGACAGCUCUCUGCCAAAGUUAUGCACCAAACAAAUGUCUCACAUUUCAUUAACAAACCUCACGUGUGAUGCAAGUUGAAUCAGAUGCAUGUGAGCUGCAGACAACACUGCUGGAGACGUCUGGAAGCUUUAGUCAAGUUUACUCAUCUGCACUACAGCAGCCCCGUUCCAGCUGUUCCACCCACCGUUUCAUACUGUGGACCUUCUGCUCACUGCUUUUAUCAUUGUGAAAAAUAAUAUGUAAUAACACGAUUUGAGAUACUGACAAUAAAGACUGAUGUGACGCUA